Molecule: messenger RNA, 3978 nt
Organism: Teleopsis dalmanni
Lineage: Eukaryota; Metazoa; Arthropoda; Insecta; Diptera; Diopsidae
Exons: 2
Coding region: 1-3978 (1325 amino acids)
Biological process (GO): DNA integration
Molecular function (GO): nucleic acid binding
Source: RefSeq, a predicted model, not a curated record
AUGAAUCCACAAGAAUUCCAGUUAUUUUUCCAAGAAAUGCAAAACCAACGUGCGAAAGACACCGAAGCAAUGCGUGAACUUUUCAAGGAGUGUUUGCAAAUGAAAGCAGUUCCGAAAACAGAAAAAUCGGAGCAAACAAUGGAGAUUUUAGCAUCGAGUCUAACGGAAUUUGUUUAUGAUCCAGAAAAUAACUUAACAUUUGAAACGUGGUAUACGAAGUAUGAAGAUUUGUUCUUAGUAGAUGGUAGCAAACUUGAUGACGCAGCGAAGGUCAGGCUUCUAUUAAGAAAACUCAGUACAGCUGUGCAUAAUAAAUAUAUGGACUUUAUUUUGCCUAAGCAUCCACGUGAAUAUAAUUUCACUACAACAGUGGAGAAAUUAAAACAACUGUUUGGACUCCAAAAGUCACAAUUCAGCUUACGCUAUAGCUGCUUACAGUUAACCAAAUCAGAUACCGACUAUACUACGUACGCAGCCGAGGUUAAUAAACAAUGUGAAAAUUUUAAAUUGAAUAGCCUGUCACUGGACCAGUUCAAAUGUUUAAUGUUCGUAUUGGGGCUGAAAUCGGAAGCAGACUUCGAAAUAAGAACCCGAAUAUUGACCAAACUGGACACAGAAGCUGAUACCAUCAACUUGGAAAAACUUACAAACGAGUGUCAGCGUAUUAUUAAUUUAAAAUCCGACACAGCGCUGGUAGAAAAUAAAUCACGUGAAAAUCAGGUGAAUCGAGUACAAGCAAAUAAGCUUAAGAACAAUCACAAACCGAAAACACCAUGCUGGUUUUGUGGAGCAAUGCAUUAUGUGCGUGACUGCCCAUACAAAAAUUAUAAAUGCGAAGACUGUCACAACAUAGGCCAUAAAAAAGUACAACCAGAAUCUGCUAAAAGUGCAACUGGAAACUUACCAUUGUACGCAAAAUUUACAUGUGAUGUGCAGUUAAAAGACACAAUUAGAACACUUACGUGCUUCGUUACAACGAUCGAUUUGAACGUAUUCGGAUUGGACUGGAUAACUGCUUUUCAACUUAGCGAUAUGACGCUUAACGCUAUUUGCAGCCAAAUUUCAACAACAAAACAGGCAAGUAAUGUUUCAAUAAAGUCGUCAAAUUGCAAAUUUCUUCCGGAAAAAUUAUUUCCAGAACUUUUCGAUAAUGCUAUGGGUCUUUGUAAUAAAACUAAGGCACAUUUAAUUAUUAAACCAAACUGUCAACCUGUUUUUCGACCUAAGCGCCCGGUAGCAUACGCAGUUCAACAUUUGGUUGAAGAAGAAAUUAAGCGACUUCAAGAUCUCGACAUUAUCGCACCCAUAAAUUACUCUGACUGGGCCGCACCAAUCGUAGUUAUCAAAAAGCCAAAUGGUAGCAUUCGUAUUUGCGCUGAUUUCUCAACUGGUCUUAACGACGCGCUUGAAUCUUACAAGUAUCCACUACCGCUUCCAGAGGAUAUUUUUGCAAAAAUUAGCAAUGCAACAGUAUUUAGUCAUAUAGACCUUUCGGACGCUUUUCUCCAAAUCGAAGUUGAUAGCAAAUCGCAAGAACUUCUCACAAUAAACACGCAUCUAGGUUUAUUCAAAUACAAGCGUAUGGUUUUUGGCGUCAAAACUUUUCCGGCAAUUUUCCAACAAAUUAUGGAUAAAAUGCUUGCGGGCUUAGAUUGCGCAGCAGCUUACAUUGACGAUAUCUUUGUCUCAGGUAGAAACCAACAAGAGCAUGACAACAACUUACAUGAAGUUCUACAACGUAUUUAUCAAUACGGGUUUAAACUCAAGAUCGCAAAAUGCAAUUUUUCAGUUCCUGAAAUUGCUUACUUGGGAUAUAUUGUCAGUAAAGACGGCAUUCGCCCAGAUCCAAAAAACAUUGAAGCAAUCAAGACAAUGCCUGCGCCAACCAAUCAAUCCGAACUUAGAUCACUCUUAGGUGCUAUCAAUUUUUAUGGAAAAUUCAUAAAUCACAUGCGCAAAUACCGCGGACCAUUAGACGAACUACUUCAAAACAACAAGCAGUGGCAAUGGACAGAACUUCAUCAACGCUGUUUGGAUGGUUUCAAGCAAAUUUUGUCAUCAGAGUUAUUAUUAGCGCAUUACGAUCCACUAAAAAACAUAGUAGUCGCUGCAGAUGCAUCUAACUAUGGGCUCGGAGCUUGCAUUUUUCAUGAAGCUGACGACGGUUCAAUGAAAGUAAUAUGUCAUGCGUCCAGAUCACUAACGCCCACAGAAAAACAAUAUAGCCAAAUAGAAAAAGAAGCUCUUGCGCUUAUUUUCGCGGUUACGAAAUUUCACAGAAUGGUUUUUGGGAGAAGAUUCAAACUUCAAACAGAUCAUAAGCCUCUUCUAGCUAUAUUUGGUGAUAAAACGGGAAUUAAGGUGCAUCAAGCAAAUAGACUUCAACGUUGGGCAAUUAAACUGAUUGCAUAUGACUUCGAAUUAAAGUUUAUUUCAACUAACAGUUUUGGGUAUGCAGACGUUUUAUCACGACUCAUACAUAACACAAUCAAUCCUUCAGAAGACUAUGUCAUCGCUGCAGUAGAGUUUGAAAUUGAAAGUAAACAAAUUUUACAUAACUCACUUGAUAAGCUGCCGCUUACCAGCAAAAUGAUUACUUACGAAACAGCUAAGGACAAGGUUUUAGCUAAAAUUCUCGAAUAUGUAACUGAAGGAUGGCCAUCAAACUGCAACAACAGUGAGUUAAAAGCUUACUUUAACCGAAAAAACGACAUAUGUAUAGUUGACGGAUGUUUAAUGUUCGGACAACGCAUUAUUAUACCUCAAAUUUUCCGAAAGCGCAUUCUUAAAGAAAUUCACCGAGGUCAUCAAGGCAUAGGUCGUACUAAAGCCAUCGCGCGGAACUACGUUUAUUGGUCAAAUAUCGAUCACGAUAUUGAAGCAAUGGUGAAAAGUUGUUCAAAUUGUGCCGCAGCAGCUAAAAUGCCCACAAAAACAACUUUACAUCCUUGGCCAAAACCUUCUGAUUCUUGGGAACGGCUGCAUAUUGAUUAUGCAGGACCAAUAGAUUCAUACUACUAUUUGGUCGUAAUCGAUGCGUUCUCAAAAUGGCCAGAAAUUAUACAAACAAAAUCUAUAACAGCAACUCAAACAAUUUCCAGCUUGAAAGAAAUUUUCGCUAGAUUUGGGUUACCGAAGACAAUAGUUUCAGACAAUGGUACUCAAUUUGUGAGUCACCAAUUUCAAGAGUUUUUAGCGGAAAACGGCAUUAGUCAUAUACGAAGCAGUCCGUACUAUCCCAUGUCAAAUGGACAAGCCGAAAGGUUUGUGGAUACUUUAAAGCGAGCACUCAAAAAGUUAAAUGGGAAGGGGGUAACUGCUGAAAAUCUUCAAACAUUUCUACAAGUUUACCGAUCUACUCCGAAUAAGCAAAAUGAGGACAGUAAAUCGCCAGCUGAAGUUUUACUAAAAAGAAAUAUCCGUAUUAAACUUGAUUUGAUUAAACCAACGCUGGUGUCAGACCCAAAUGCCAAGUUUAAAUACAAGUGCGAUACACAACUUAAAAUGAAAGCGCAAUUUGACAAAAGGCACGGUGCAAAGCCAAAGUUUUACGAAAAACAAGAGCUCGUUUAUGUCAAUAUAUUCAAAAACAAACACUUUGAAUGGACAAAAGGUAAAAUAAUCGAACGCAUAGGUAACGUCAUUUAUAAUGUUCGCUUACAAAAUGGCAAACUUAUUCGUGCACAUGCCAAUCAAAUUCGUGACCGUAAAGAUCAAGAAAAUGAGUUAUCUUUAGAAAUAUGUACUUCCGAAGAUAUCGCCAACGAAAAGUGUUUAGUUGAUGCAUUUGGCCUCUACGAAACAACACCUAAAGAUGUGGUCGAAAUAACUAACAACAACAUGGUUUCGACUCCAGAUCAAUCUUUCAACGAAGUAACCGAGAUUGCAAUCCCUCAAACUGAGAAGCACAAUGAGGCAGUUGUUCCGUAUACCCGACCAAGGCGUACUAGACAUCCUGUUGACCGUUAUAGACCCUAG